UGCUGAUGAUCUGUAUUCGCGCUUGCUCAUGACUACGGACUACGUGAACAUCGAAAGGAUAUUAGAUUUAUUUGUUGAUGUGAACCGUCUUGGUUGGACACUGUUUCUUGCGUUGGCCAUCUAUGUUUUCUUCAAACGACACUCUUUGCGGUCAAAAUCGUAUCCGUUAGGAAGACUUCUUGCGAGGCCAGCGGAAGACUUGCACGUUUGGGCAGAAAAGGACAAACCCAUUAGCAAACAGAGACGGUCUGCCUCUUUUCCGUUUGUUCGAUCUGUAUCGUCUUUGAUAGAGAAACCGCUUCUUCACCCACGUCCAUUAGUAGCUGACUGGGAGACUUCAAGGAGAGAAGAGAAUCACGUACGUACACUAGGAGGAAAGACAGAGCGAAAGUCUAGUCACGAAGAAAAGAAAUUUGCUGGAGUCGGAAAUCGAGAAGCUCCUGUUGACGAUUCCAGGGACAGCAUGACCGAUCAGAAUGUUGAUCAGCAGUUACCAAUACGCCGGCGUGUGUCAGCUUCUGGCAGUGCGGGCGGGAGCCCUAAAUCCCGCCGCAGUCGCUUUACACCGUCGGGUGUAAAAGUGCGCGUGGUUCCCAACAUUCAACUAUCUCGAAGUAGCAGUUCAACGUCGUUUGAGUUCAAAUGCAUGUCUGAUCAAGCGAGUAGCCAGACAGGUCAACUCGGGAACAACAAUCUACGUCAUCUUUCAAGUGGUGAUACUAUUGGAAGGCGAAGAUCGACUUCCAGACGAGGCUCUUUGCUCUACCGAACUGAUGCUGAUGCUGAUGAGGCUUACAGUGCAACAGCUGUUAAUUCACCUCAGGCAACAGAUUACGACAGUGAAGAGGAGGAAUAUUUGUUCACACCUUUUGCCCAGAUACUUGCUCAUCUUCACCAGGUAAAAGACAAUGUGCAGAUUUUGCUUCAAGACCAUUUGAAACAAAACAGUAGUAAGGAUGUUGAAGAACCUGAGGUGAAGUCCAGCAUUGAACAGAAACCAGAGUUGGGUAAACAAGUGAAAGGUCCAAAGUGGUCAUUAGGCAGCAUAUCACUUGGACAUGAAGAUGGGACUUCAGAAAAAUUUCAGUCAGGGUUUGUUUCUGAAAACCUUGCAGAGCAAACUAUAGAAGAACUGGAUUGGUGUUUGAAACAAUUAGAACAAGUGCAUUCGCAUACAACAGUAGGAGGAAUGGCAACUGAGAAGAUUCGGCGUAUUAUGACUCGUGAGCUGAGUCAUUUCUCAAGUACCAGUCGCACUGGAAACCAGGUUGUUGAUUGGGUCAAUCAGACUUAUCAGUUGAAUGAUAUGCUUUCUGCUUGGCAUGUGAAGCAUGAGACACCAGCUUCCAAACCUCGCUCUUCUUCGCUUUUCAAGAAUAUUGUUAAGCCUGAGGGAUCUCCUGAUGACGAUCUAGUGAUACCAAGGUUUGGUGUUCAAGUUGAGGAUGAAGACAGUUUAUCAAUGAUACUAAGCGGUAUGGGUGAAUGGAAUUUCAACUCCUUUCGACUAGCCGAGCUGACUGGUGACCAUCCAUUGACUUGUAUGUGCUACGUUGUCUUCAAGAGUAGAAACUUAUUCCAAUUAUGUAAAAUCAGCGAACGGACUGCUAUCAACUACUUUGCUGUUGUAGAGGCAAACUAUCCCAAUAAUUCAUAUCAUAAUAAGACACAUGCUGCAGACGUUGUGCAAGCAGCUCAUUAUCUGUUGCAAGCUCCAGGGCUAGAGGGUUUGUUCUCAUCUUUAGAGAUUCUUAGUCUUUUGUUUGCUUCUGCUGUCCAUGAUGUUGGUCAUCCAGGGUUGAAUAAUGCAUUUCUUGUUCAGACUCAGAAUGAGUUAGCCACUCUCUACCAUGAUGAAAGUGUGUUGGAGAAUCACCAUAUUGCUGUUGCAUUUCGACUCUUAUUGGACACCGACUGUAAUAUCUUUAGCAAUCUAAGUAAUGAAGAGCGACAGAUGGUCAAGAAAAUUGCUGCAAGCGUGGUGUUAGCUACUGAUCUUGCCAAACAUGUUCAGAAUUUGGCUAGUCUUCGGACUCUAGUAGAGACGAAGAAAGUGGUGGAGGAAGGUAUGCUAACGAUGUACAACCAUGCUGAACGUGUGCAGGUGAUGGAGUGUCUUGUUCAUUGUGCCGAUCUGAGUAAUCCUGCUCGACCUCGCUAUCUAGCAACUCAGUGGACAAAGCGCUUGAUGGAAGAGUUCUACUGUCAGGGAGAUGAAGAACGUAGGCUUCAAAUGUCAGUUAGUCCAAUGAUGGAUAGGUACAAUCGAUCAAUAGAAAAGUCUCAGGUGGCUUUUAUUGACUUGAUUUGUCAACCAUUAUGGGAGACUUGGGGCGAAUUAGUUUAUCCUAGUGAAAAGGCUGUAUUGGAUCAAUUGGAAGAAAACAAACGUUAUUGGGAGAGUCAAGUCCGUGGAACGCCUACAUCCUCAACAUCAUCCACUUCAGAAGAAGCUGAUUCACGAAGAAUAAGUGUAGGACAACCAAUUGAUGAAGUUAUCAGUGAAGAAGUAGUAUUUCCGAUGGUAAAGAGUGGUGUCCAGCAAGAUGAUGACAAUGAUGGAGAUUUGAUUCUACCUCUGAUUGAUUCGAGGAGCGAAGAGAAAUAAGUAUGAUGUUUAACAUUAAAUAAUUUUAUAUGUACAUCCUAUACCUGAGGUUAGUGUUCCAAGAUGAGUUGCCAUUAUACUGUUGUUUGCAGUUGUGAAUGAUGUGUAGUAUUGAAUAAUUAUUAUUGGGUUUAAUAUUAGUUGUAGUCUUCACGUUUUUGAAAUAAAGACAGUUUACCUCUA
Messenger RNA from Corticium candelabrum, 2791 nucleotides. RefSeq names its product cAMP-specific 3',5'-cyclic phosphodiesterase 4C-like. Gene Ontology annotation, biological process: signal transduction. Bases 29 to 2608 code for a protein of 859 amino acids. NCBI's taxonomy places the organism in Eukaryota, Metazoa, Porifera, Homoscleromorpha, Homosclerophorida, Plakinidae. Gene Ontology annotation, cellular component: perinuclear region of cytoplasm; cytosol; nucleus. The record is from RefSeq and is a predicted model, not a curated record. The transcript has 18 exons. Gene Ontology annotation, molecular function: 3',5'-cyclic-AMP phosphodiesterase activity.